UUGGUUCAGAAUCACAAAUUGGUGGUUGUGGAAGCCGAUGGGAACUAUGUUCAACCAUUUGCAGUGGAUGACUUGGACAUUUAUUCAGGAGAGAGUUACUCAGUCCUAAUAACAACAGAUCAAGACCCUUCAAACAACUAUUGGCUCUCAGUUGGUGUUAGAGGAAGAGAACCAAAAACCCCACAAGGUCUCACUCUCCUAAAUUACCUCCCAAACACAGCAUCAAAACUCCCCCUUUCACCACCACCAAUCACUCCCAAAUGGAAUGAUUACAACCACAGCAAGUCGUUUACCAAGAGAAUAUUUGCCCGGAUGGGGUCCCCUAAACCCCCGAGAAACUACGACCGUCGGAUCAUCCUCCUCAACACUCAAAACAGGGUCAACGGCUACACCAAGUGGGCCAUCAACAAUGUCUCCUUAGCACUGCCACCAACCCCUUACUUGGGCUCCAUCAAGUUUGGGCUCAAGAACGCAUUUGGCAACACAAGCCCGCCCGAAAGAUUUUCCGCCACCUAUGACAUCAUGAAACCCCCGGCCAACCCGAACUCAACAGUUGGCAGCGGGGUUUACAUGCUCGGGUUGGGCACCACGGUGGAUGUGAUACUGCAAAAUGCUAAUGCCCUAUCCGAGAACGUUAGCGAAAUUCACCCGUGGCACUUGCAUGGGCACGACUUUUGGGUUCUCGGUUACGGGGAGGGGAAAUUUUCCACGGAAGACGAGAAAAAUUUGAACCUCAAGAACCCGCCGCUUAGAAACACGGCGGUGAUUUUCCCGUACGGAUGGACGGCUCUCAGAUUUGUCGCGGACAAUCCCGGGGUUUGGGCAUUCCAUUGUCACAUUGAGCCUCAUUUGCACUUGGGGAUGGGAGUGAUUUUUGCUGAAGGUGUUCACCGAGUAGGGAAGAUACCUAAUGAGGCUCUUGCAUGUGGUUUGACUGCAAAAAUGUUCUUGAGUGGUAAGAAUAACUGAGAUUAUUGAUUAACCACUCACAAAUAUUAAUUGGAGCACUAUUUAUUAGAGUUUAUGUACUUCAACAAUACCCUCGGCCUAGAUAGCAUUUUUUUUUUCCUCUUCCUUUCCUUUUUUGGCUUAUUUUUAAGUAUGAAUAUAGAAUAAUUGUAUGCGAGAAGAGUAUUUUAUUGUGAAUGUAUUUGGCUCUUUGAUGUGCUAUCCAUGUAACCCGGACAUAUAUAUAUAUA
This is a messenger RNA of Morus notabilis, 1199 nucleotides long. Its product is annotated as L-ascorbate oxidase-like. The record is from RefSeq and is a predicted model, not a curated record. The annotation marks the transcript as partial. NCBI's taxonomy places the organism in Eukaryota, Viridiplantae, Streptophyta, Magnoliopsida, Rosales, Moraceae. Gene Ontology annotation, molecular function: oxidoreductase activity; copper ion binding. Gene Ontology annotation, cellular component: plasmodesma. The transcript has a single exon.